AUGUCCAACGAAGCAGCACAAUUGUCAGAUGAACCAGCGCCCCGGCCAUUGAGGGAUAGGCUUCCCUCGAGGCUUGACGUGUUUGCGAAUAAUUUAAAGUUGGAUAUAAGGGCACAUCAGAGAACCUACGAAGGUGCCUACACGAGAACGUCGAUUGGUUGCUUAUCAUUCUCGAUCUUGAUCAUCAAGCUAUUCUCCAAGGAAUUCUUGCCUGUUGGCACUAUUUACACAAUCUAUGGCUGUUUUCUUUACUUUUUGGGUGUUUACCAGUCCUCAUGUGUCGACGUGUUUUACAAUCCGGAAAAGAAUAUGGAAAUGUACAAGACGGGGGGCGAUUAUGUAUUAGCUUUGACGAUUAUCAGUCUUUGUUGCUACGUAGCAGUUUUGGUGUUGAUUUUGCAAAUGUGA
Molecule: messenger RNA, 408 nt
Organism: Lodderomyces beijingensis
Lineage: Eukaryota; Fungi; Ascomycota; Pichiomycetes; Serinales; Debaryomycetaceae
Source: the annotation of a GenBank genome assembly